UCGCUACUCUCAGCUCCAAACCACAGUGACUUGUGAGGCUGUUGGCUCCUGGGCCAAGCCUGACCUGCAGCCCUCCAAGGACCCAGUUGUCACACUCUCCCCUCUAUCCUGGGCACAGCUCCCUACAGAUGGCAUGGACCCCCUCGCCCCUGCUCACCCCAGGAAGGCUGAGGCUGCAGUUUGCAUCAUCUUUGGGAGAGAGCCUGAUCUCGAAGAAUCAAUUCGAAGAAAACAGGAGGAGGAGGAGGCAUGCCACCGCACACAGCGCCCAUUGGCUGCCCGUGGAAACUUUGGUUUUUGGGGUUAUAUUCCCAGAAGGCCUGCCCUCCCCCCCUCCCCACCCACCUCACGAGGUGUUGGCCAAUCGCCCUGGCGGGCAUAAAGUGGCUGCCAGCCCGCAAGGCUCCCAGCCAGGAGGUGUCACCCCCAGCAGGCGCCGGCCGGAGCUCGGGCACCCAGCAUGCGGGCACAGCUUAUGUGGAGGACGCUGCCCAAUCCAAAGCCAAGGCCUAGACAAGGAUGGACUGAAGGAGCACUGCCGGGAGCGCCCAGGGACCUUCCCCAGCAAAGAGGCCCUGCAGCGGCUCAGCAGGCAGGAACUCCUGCGGGCUCUCGACACCAUGCUGGACCACGUUCUGCACAGACUGAUGGCCUUGCAGCGAGACAUCCCCAAAGCCCAGGACCUGGAGACAGUGAAUAGAGCAAAGCAGAACAUUCGCGGGUUCAAGAACAAUAUCCACUGCAUGGCCCAGCUGCUUCCAGGCUCAUUGGAGAGGACUGAGCCCGCUCCGAUAGGCCCAGGGACAUCUCCAUCGCCCACCCCCACCCCAGACACCUUCCAGCGCAGGCUCGAAGGCUGCAGGUUCCUGCACGGCUAUCACCGCUUCAUGCACUCUGUGGGGCAGGUGUUUCGAGAGUGGGCAGAGAGCCCGAGUCGGAGCCGGAGACACAGCCCCCGCCGUGGCUUGUGGAAGGGGGCCCGCAGAGUGCCACUCUCCAGGGGGAAUAAGAGACUCCUUCCCCGGGGGCAGCUGCCCCGGUAGUCUUAGGGGACACCCCCGGCAGAGAAAGGAUCCGUAUGUACUCCCUAGGAUGGCAUCUCCCCCCAGGGCCUCCAAACCUGCUCCCCUCUGUUCCUCACCUCCCAGAAGUGCACUUUAAGGGGUGGGAGUCAGGCUCCGGGAUGGGAGGGUAGGGUCAGGCUAUUGAGCCCCCAGCCCUGAAUUCGUCAGUCUUGGUGGGGUGGCUGGGUCAGGCCACGCGGGGCCAACUUUCCAUUGAUUCAGGGGUCUGAUGACACAGGCUGACUCAUGGCCAGACUGACUGCCCCCCCCUCCCCCCGCCGCUCUGCUCUCGGAGGGCUGCUGGCCCUUCCCUCUCAUGACUUACAGAGCCGUUGCCCCCAGACUUCCUCCUUUCCACGGCAGCAUGGUUCCAAGGGGAGGGUUAGGGCCUGAGCUGGCCUUCGAAGGCUCAUUGCCAUUCUCAGGCCAGACACCUGGACAUCUGGGUGACCUCACUUUAGGCAGCUGUGACAGAUGCAGAGUGUCUUAGAAGGAGCACUGAUCUGGGGACGGGGGUGUCCAAGAACAGGGCUCAGUUCCCAGCUCAACCCCUAACUCACUGUGUGGCCUCAGGCAGGCCACUUUACCUCUCUGGACCUCAGUUUUAUUUUUUGUGGUUCAAGCGGUUGGUGUAAAGCCCUCUCCGCUUGAUUCAAUGACAUAGAGCAAAUAUCCAAUGCCUUGCAAAUGGGCAGGGCCUGGAGUUCUCUAUAGACCUACUGCCUGGAAGGGCCGGGUCUUGGGUCCCGGCUGCUGGCUGCGCCCCCUGGUGGUGCAUCUUUAAAAUUUCUCAUGCUGAAACUGGUUCGAGGGAGGCUCAGAAGGUGCUGGCACAAUUCUUUGGAGGGAUAUAACUAAUUUAUCGAUUUUUAUCAGUUUUUAUCUGUUUCCUAUUUAUAAGGCUUAUUUAUGAUGUGUAUUUAAUGUUAAUAUUGUGUCAACAUAUAUUUAAAAAACUUGCCUUUUUCUAAA
Mustela erminea (ermine) is the source of this 2036-nucleotide messenger RNA. It is a transcript of the gene OSM, whose product is annotated as oncostatin M. NCBI's taxonomy places the organism in Eukaryota, Metazoa, Chordata, Mammalia, Carnivora, Mustelidae. The record is from RefSeq and is a predicted model, not a curated record. Bases 129 to 1043 code for a protein of 304 amino acids. Gene Ontology annotation, cellular component: extracellular region. Gene Ontology annotation, biological process: oncostatin-M-mediated signaling pathway; immune response. Gene Ontology annotation, molecular function: cytokine activity; oncostatin-M receptor binding. The transcript is spliced from 2 exons.